UUGCAACUGUGUUUAUUGUUGGCGUCAGUCUACAUGGUACAUAUGGCCACGCCCUGUACCACUGGAUGGUUCGGCCCUGAUUGCCAGUACAGAUGUCGCUGUACCAACAACAGCUGUGACGUCAACGGUUUCUGUGUCAACGGUUCCAAGUGUAACGUCAGCUGGUUUGGUCCAAAGUGUCAGUACCAGGACCUGAUGUUUCUCAGGAGUUACAUCACCCCUGAGAGUGUCCUCGUUGUUGACGGAGACGAUACGACGUGCGUUUAUCAAAACCGUUUCACCGUCACGUGGGCGACCUACUACGAGAUCAACUGGAUCCGACUGAUUGUAUCAGCUACAAGUCGAAAUGUGGCAUUAAAGCAGACAACGAAACAGUCUGAAGACUAUAAAUGGUAUGGUGCCACCUUUCCCUCCUAUCUGGCAGUAGACGGCAACAACGAUACCAGUGUAACUAGAGGCUCCUGUAGUCUAACUGUGUCUAAAGGAGUGUGGAAC
Messenger RNA from Physella acuta, 495 nucleotides. RefSeq lists its product as uncharacterized. The record is from RefSeq and is a predicted model, not a curated record. NCBI's taxonomy places the organism in Eukaryota, Metazoa, Mollusca, Gastropoda, Physidae.